Molecule: messenger RNA, 1513 nt
Organism: Tripterygium wilfordii
Lineage: Eukaryota; Viridiplantae; Streptophyta; Magnoliopsida; Celastrales; Celastraceae
Product: serine/arginine-rich splicing factor RS31-like
Exons: 6
Coding region: 605-1222 (205 amino acids)
Biological process (GO): mRNA splicing, via spliceosome
Cellular component (GO): nuclear speck
Molecular function (GO): RNA binding
Source: RefSeq, a predicted model, not a curated record
UUUAAGGGUAUUUUGUGAGAGUUGCUGCAAGGAUGAAGCCACUUUUUGUUGGGAACUUUGAGUAUGAAACUCGCCAGUCUGAAUUGGAGCGCCUGUUCUCGAAGUAUGGAAGGGUUGACCGCGUGGACAUGAAAUCUGGAACUUCUACUAAGGGAAAUUGAGCUUCUAUCUCGGACAUAAUUCUCUCUGCAAAAAACUUCCAUUGGAUUGGAAACUUCCCUGCCUACUCUUCUCGCACUCACAGAUGGCAUCUUCCUGCAUUUUCUUCACGCCAUCAUCUGUCACUUAGCCACCCCUCUGCCUAAUGUUGCCAUUCACAAAAUGGUUGUGUGGGAUGAAUCAAUAUAUCAUGCCAUUGCCAUGCGUACCACCACUGAUGAUAGGGGAUAUUGAAAUCUGUGAUCUGUCAUGUCAUGCCUUCCAUUACUGAACUCGUGCUCUCUGAAUGGUGAUGCAUGCUUACCAAUGACAUCUCAGACCUGAAACCUUGGAUUUUAAUCUUUAGUAUGCCACCAUCUUGAUUUAGCUCAUCAUGCAAGGCCUCUGCAUCUAUGUGCAUCAGCCCAUCACAUCUCCUGUUUUCAGGUUUUGUAUACUUUAAAUUAUGGGCUUUGCGUUUGUCUACUUCGAGGAUGAGCGUGAUGCUGCAGGUGCCAUUCGCAGACUUGACAACAUUCCAUUUGGUUAUGACAAGCGUAGGCUGUCAGUCGAGUGGGCCAGGGGAGAACGGGGCCGACAUCGUGAUGGGUCAAGGCCAAUGUCGAAUCAGAGGCCUACGAAAACCUUGUUUGUGAUCAACUUUGAUCCAAUUCGCACGAGGGUUGAUGAUAUAGAAAGACACUUUGAAUCACACGGAAGGCUUGCAAGUGUACGGAUUAGGCGAAAUUUCGCAUUUGUUCAGUUUGAAACACAGGAGGAUGCCACCAAAGCCCUUGAAUGUACUCAUAUGACCAAAAUAUUGGAUAGGGUUGUCUCGGUUGAGUAUGCUCUGAGGGAUGAUGGUGAGAGGGGAGAUAGAUAUGAUAGCCCCAGGAGAGGUGGCUAUGGUAGGCGUGGGGAUAGUCCUUAUGGGAGAUCCACAAGUCCUGUAAAUCGUAAGCGAAGAAGUCCUGAUUAUGGUCGAGCUCGCAGUCCUGUUUAUGAUCGGUACAAUGGCCCAGCAUAUGACAGGCACAGAAGUCCAGAGUAUGGCAGAUUCCGCAGCCGAUCCCCAAUUAGGUGAUCUAGGACAUGACGAGUCUUUUCGUGAAGGGAGAAGGAAAAGGCAUUUAAAUUCAUACUUGCCCUCAUCCGGUAUUAUGCUAUAGAUUUAUCCUAGAAUGUAGAAAAUAGUUGGAUUAAUAGUCUUAGGUAUCUUCUGUGUGUAAUCUACAGAUGCUUGUGGUCUGAAUGCUGUGAUCAACUUUAGUCUCUUCAUUUGGUUUGUGUUUUAAUGAAAACUAAACUAUGCAUACUGGGUCCUUCUGUUAGAUUGUGCUGGUAUAUUAACUCUACAUGAGGUUCUGGCGUGCCA